CUCUGGAGAGCCCAGAGCGGCGGCCGGAGCCGGACAGAGCGAGUGCUCCUCCGGACGCCUCCCUCGCUCCCCGCAGCCCCGGGGUUGCUGCGCUGGGGGCUGCUGCAUCUCCUGUAACCUCUUCCUCCAGCGGGUGCCUUGGGGACCAUGCCUUCGCCUCCCUCACUCGUCCUCCUGCUGCUGGUGCUGCCGGGGGCCGCGGCGAUGCGAGGCACGGCCGGGCAGCCUGGAGGUAGGACGCUGCCCCGCAUCGCCCCGGAGGUGCGGCUGCGCCGAGGCACGGUGGAGGACUCCAAAUCGGUGCAGCAAUACGUGCCGGGGGUGCGCGUGGAGUUCCCCCGGCCCAUCAACUCCGCCAGCCUGCACCCCACCAAGGCCCUGGUGCCCUCCAGCACGGACCCCGCGGAGCAGCAGCGAGGGGUCCCCACGGACGGGCAGGGGGUCGAGCCCCGAGCCAACCUCACCACGGUGUCCGACAGGAGGCUGCAAAUCCAGAACCCGCUGUACCCGGUGACGGAGAGCUCGUACAGCGCCUACGCCGUCAUGUUCCUGUCCCUCAUCGUCUUCGCCGUGGGCAUCAUCGGGAACCUCUCCGUGAUGUGCAUCGUGUGGCACAACUACUACAUGAAGAGCGCCUGGAACUCCAUCCUGGCCAGCCUGGCCUUCUGGGACUUCCUCAUCCUCUUCUUCUGCCUGCCCGUGGUCAUCUUCAACGAGAUCACCAAGAAGAGGCUGCUGGGGGACAUCUCGUGCCGCAUCGUGCCCUUCAUGGAGGUGUCGUCGCUGGGAGUCACCACCUUCAGCCUCUGCGCCCUGGGCAUCGACAGGUUCCACGCGGCCACCAGCCCGCAGGCCAGCGCCCGGCCCAUCGAGCGGUGCCAGUCCAUCGUCGCCAAGCUGGCCGUCAUCUGGGUGGGCUCCAUGACGCUCUCGGUGCCGGAGGUCCUGCUCUGGCAGCUGGCGCAGGACACGUCGCCCGUGUCGGGCGCGGUGUCGGAGUACUGCACCAUGAGGCCUUCGGCCAAGCUGCCCGAGUCCGUCUACUCGCUGGUGCUCACCUACCAGAACGCUCGCAUGUGGUGGUACUUCGGCUGCUACUUCUGCCUGCCCGUCCUCUUCACCGUCAGCUGCCAGCUGGUGACCCGCCGGGUCGGCGGCGGCGAGAAGAAGGCCGAGAGCCGAGGGACCAAGCACGGGCAGUGCGAGAGGCACCUGAACUGCACCAUCAUCGGGCUGGCCGUGGUCUACGGGCUCUGCGCCACCCCCGAGAACGUCUGCAACAUCGUGGUGGCCUACAUGUCCCCCGACGUGUCCAAGCAGACCUUGGACCUGCUCGGCCUCAUCAACCAGUUCUUCCUCUUCUUCAAGUGCUCGGUGACGCCCGUCCUGCUCCUGUGCCUCUGCCGGCCCCUGGGCCAGGCCUUCAUGGACUGCUGCUGCUGCUGCUGCGAGGGCUGCGGGCCCGACGCCGCCUCCAGCGAGGGCAGCGCCGACGGCAAGCUCAAAACGGAGAUGUCCUCCUCCAUCUUCUUCGACAAGCCCCGGGAGUCCCCCCCGCCCCUCCUGGCCCUCGGCACGCCGUGCUAAGCGCCGCCCCGGGGGUUGUAGAGAUCGUUUUGCCACCUCCUCCCGAGACCAAACGUCGUCGUUUUAGUGCCCGUGUCUGGACGGGGAGCAAAGCAAGAAGCAGCAGCUCAGGGGCUGCGCCGGGGGGUUGGGGGGGUUCCGACCCUGUGUUGGGCGGGGGGGGGGGUCCUGUCCCCAUGGCUGUGUCCGGAGGCCAGGAGGCCAGCAGCACCCUCCGUCCCGCACCCUCCGUCCCGGCUGCCCGGCCGGGCUCAGGGGGUGCUGCUCCGGCGAUGGGAGCUGCCGCAGGAAAGGUCCCCCCCCGAUACCAAGGAGGGUUCACAGAGGACUUUUAGCAGACGCAACCUGCCCUCGUCCUGCCCCGUCCCCUUCCACCGCAGGGGAAGGUCCCAGCCACCAGGUCCCGGCGGGUCCCAGCAGUGCCCUGUAAGAGCUCAAUAAACCAGUAAGCUAGAGCA
Molecule: messenger RNA, 2045 nt
Organism: Oxyura jamaicensis (ruddy duck)
Lineage: Eukaryota; Metazoa; Chordata; Aves; Anseriformes; Anatidae
Gene: GPR37L1
Product: G protein-coupled receptor 37 like 1
Exons: 2
Coding region: 148-1587 (479 amino acids)
Biological process (GO): positive regulation of MAPK cascade; adenylate cyclase-inhibiting G protein-coupled receptor signaling pathway
Cellular component (GO): plasma membrane; signaling receptor complex
Molecular function (GO): G protein-coupled peptide receptor activity
Source: RefSeq, a predicted model, not a curated record